AGAAAAGAACCCUACAGUACUAUUCUCUCUCUCUCUCUCUCUCUCUUGCGCUCUCUAUCUCUCAGAAAGUUCAAUCUUUGAAUCGUGUCUCAUUCUUCUCCCAGAAGUCAUGACCGAUCAAUCCAUUCAAAUCAAAAUGCUGGCUGAAAAAUUCCACCGCUUCGUUCUUGACUGCGAACUGAAGCAGCAACCGCCAAUCGCUCAUCACCCAGAUGAUGAAUCAAAGCAAGUAAACGAGAACUCCGACUCCAUGGAUGAAAACAGCAUGUCCAAUGGAAUUCAUGAAGCUUCUCCUGAUAAUGGUCACACACUUCCCAUAUUGAGGAAAAUAAUUGAUCUGAGUAUGAAAUUUCAGGAUUUGAAGAAGCAGCAUAUCGCCUUGUCUGAUGAAGUGAAACUCAGUGCCGAAUCUUUUCCCGGCACUGAUGUUUUGAAGUCCGUGCAGCUUCUCGGUGAUGAAUAUGAACUCUUGAAAAGAAAGUACCUGGAGGAGUCCUCAGAGCGUAGGCGGCUUUACAAUGAAGUAAUAGAACUCAAGGGAAACAUCAGAGUUUUCUGCAGAUGCAGACCAUUAAAUGAGAGUGAAAUUUCUAAUGGGACUGCAUCUGUUGUCAAUUUUGAGUCGUCUUUAGAUAAUGAGCUUCAAGUUAUUUGCUCAGAUUCUUCUAAGAAGCAAUUUAAAUUUGAUCAUGUAUUUGGGCCGGAAGCUAACCAAGAAGCUGUUUUUCAGCAGACCAAACCCAUUGUUACAUCAGUAUUGGAUGGGUAUAACGUCUGCAUAUUUGCCUAUGGACAAACUGGAACUGGGAAAACGUUUACAAUGGAGGGAACACCAGAACACAGGGGAGUUAACUACAGAACCCUGGAAGAACUGUUUCGGAUAACUGAAGAGAGACAUGGCACAAUGAAGUAUGAAUUGUCUGUUAGCAUGCUGGAGGUCUACAAUGAGAAGAUAAGAGAUCUCUUGGUGGAAAAUUCCACCCAACCCACUAAAAAAUUGGAGAUAAAGCAAGCUGCAGAAGGAACCCAAGAAAUCCCAGGACUUGUUGAAGCUCGUGUUUAUGGAACAGAAGAUGUGUGGGGAAUGCUUAAGACUGGAAACCAAGUCAGAUCAGUUGGAUCCACAUGUGCUAAUGAGCUUAGCAGCCGUUCUCAUUGCUUGUUACGAGUAACUGUAAUGGGAGAAAACUUGGUUAAUGGCCAGAAAACAAAGAGUCACCUUUGGUUGGUAGACUUGGCUGGCAGUGAGCGUGUGGGAAAAACGGAAGCUGAGGGAGAAAGACUGAAGGAAUCUCAAUUUAUAAACAAGUCUCUUUCAGCACUCGGUGAUGUUAUUUCUGCUUUAGCUUCAAAAUCAGCCCAUGUCCCUUACAGGAAUUCAAAACUCACUCAUAUGCUGCAAAGCUCUUUAGGAGGAGACUGCAAAACACUAAUGUUUGUGCAGGUAAGUCCGAGCGCCGCAGACUUGGGAGAGACACUUUGCUCACUGAAUUUCGCCACCCGUGUCCGAGGAAUUGAGAGUGGCCCAGCGCGCAAGCAAGUAGACCACACCGAGCUGAUGAAGUACAAGCAAAUGGCAGAAAAGCUAAAACAAGACGAAAAGGAAACGAAGAAAUUACAGGAUAACUUGCAAAUCUUGCAACUCAGGCUUGCUGCAAGAGAACACCAUUGUAGAACCCUUCAGGAAAAGGUUCGGGACCUGGAGAGCCAGAUAGCAGAAGAAAGAAAAACUAGACUAAAGCAAGAAAGUAGAUCUCUUGCUGCUGUUUCAGGUCAACCUUCAUCAUCAUCACAACACACAACAUCUCAUAAGACCAUGACAGACAAGAAGCCACCACUAAAUCCUUCAAAACUGAGAAUGCCACUGAGAAGAAUAACCAAUAACUCCUUGCCUCCACGGUCUCCUUUAAGAUCAAAGAGUUACACAGCAUUCAUGAAUGGAAAGGAAAACUCUGCUAGAAGGACCUCAAUGCCAACAAAUGCUGUGAGGCCAGCCGCGCCAUCAACAACAACACAGUUCCUUCAGGCAAGGAGGCGGGUGUCCAUUGCCGUGAAACCUCCUGCAUCAUCAACAACACAGGUCUUUCAGCCAAGAAGGAGAGUCUCCAUUGCCACAUUCCGCCCUGAGACCACAUCUGACAUGACAACUCCACUCCGUAGCUCCGCAUUUCGAGUUACCAGUGGUAGCAGUCAACAGUCACUGAUAAGAAGCCAAAGGAAAGAUCGGUAUUCAAGUUUGUUUGUUCCAUUGCCAGCAUCUGUGGAGACAACACCAAUGUCUGUAAGGAGGAGUAGCAGUAAGUUUAUGAUGAGCAGUCCAACACAGGCAGAUUCGCGGGUGGGAUCCACUAGACAUCCAGCUGUUCUUGCUCUUCAACGUAAACCUUUAAUCUGGAGUCCUCUCAAGCUGAGAGGCGGCUUGAAAAAUAACAGAAAGUCAUCACUCUUGCCAUAUCGCCCAACCCAUAUGCAUUAAGCCUAUCCCUUGUUUUCUGAUUUUCUCAUACAAUGUGACAAAAUAGUGAAGUUUUGGAACUACUAAUGCCAACGUGUAUGUAUUAUGUUUUAUGAAUCGAUUUAGAUUCAACUAAUCUUUCUCAAAACAAUUAAUGGCAAAUACUCUUGUUUAUGUCGUUCCAUCACCUAGUGGGAUAAGAGUAAGACUAUGUUGUUGAACAUGUUUGAUCAAUUUUCUGAUCUCAUUUCAUUUUUAAAUGUAAAAUUCUUUUGUAUUCA
Messenger RNA from Cajanus cajan (pigeon pea), 2736 nucleotides. RefSeq names its product P-loop containing nucleoside triphosphate hydrolases superfamily protein. Gene Ontology annotation, cellular component: microtubule cytoskeleton. Gene Ontology annotation, molecular function: microtubule motor activity; ATP binding; microtubule binding. Gene Ontology annotation, biological process: microtubule-based movement. Lineage: Eukaryota; Viridiplantae; Streptophyta; Magnoliopsida; Fabales; Fabaceae. The record is from RefSeq and is a predicted model, not a curated record.